Messenger RNA from Nilaparvata lugens (brown planthopper), 2223 nucleotides. RefSeq lists its product as uncharacterized. Bases 1 to 2223 code for a protein of 740 amino acids. The record is from RefSeq and is a predicted model, not a curated record. The transcript is spliced from 2 exons. NCBI's taxonomy places the organism in Eukaryota, Metazoa, Arthropoda, Insecta, Hemiptera, Delphacidae.
AUGGCUGAGCAUGAGGAGUAUUGUGCUAGCAAUAAUACAGCAAGAAUCAUCAUGCCACAGGUUGGAAAAGAUGGUAAACCUCCAACCUUAAAGUUUGAGAAACAUGUGCAAAAGUAUAGAGUACCUUUCGUAGCAUACGCCGAUUUUGAGUGCAUCCUGGAGAAACCUGAUGGAGACAAUGAACAAUGGAUUGGUAAAGCUACCAAAGUUAUCCAGUAUCAUCGGGCAAUGAGUUACUGCUUAUACUUUGUGCGGGACCCAUAUUUGGAAGAUUCCUGGCUAACAAUCACUAACCUAAUUCCUCAUGAGCCGAUUGUCUACAGGGGUCCUGAUGCCGCCAAACAUUUCAUGAAGACCCUCACCAUGUAUGCAAAAGAUCUAGAUGAGGCAAUUGACUGCAGGAAUAUCAAGUUGCUCCCACUAACCAAAAGAGAGCAAGCACGACAUAAUGCAGCUGAUUUCUGUGAGGCCUGCAAUGAGUGGUUCAAUAAAGAUAAGGUGUAUGACCAUUGUCAUAUAACUGGUAUCUACCGGAAUGCAUUGUGUCAUAAAUGCAACCUGCAGCAACAGCGACAAUCAUUCAUACCAGUGUUUCUCCACAACUCUUCAAACUACGAUACACACCUCAUUAUUCCAGAGCUGGGUAGAGAUAAGGAUCAGCUGUUUGUCAUCCCAAACUCAUCAGAAAAUUUAGACAAUCUGGUCACCAACCUAGUCAAAUCAGCAUCGAAUCCGGAAGACUUGUCCGAAGUGCUGCCACAUACUGCCAAGGUGUUUGGAAACAAAUUGAGCCUUGUCUCAAGGAAAGGAGUGUUUCCAUACGACUACUGCGAUUCAUGGCAGAGACUUGAAGAAACAUUGCUACCACCCAAAGAGGCAUUUUUCAGCAAGCUGGUUGAUAGGAGUGUUAGCAGUGAUGAUUAUGAACAUGCUCAAACUGUGUGGAACCAAUUCAGUUGUAGAACUCUGGGAGAGUACAGUGACCUAUACUUGAAAACAGAUGUUCUCCUGUUGGCCGAUGUCUUUGAGAGCUUCUGUGAUGUAUGCAUGAAGACUUAUGAUUUGGAUUGUGCACACUACUUUACAUCUCCAGGCUUUUCCUUUGAUGUCAUGCUGAAAUAUACUAAAGUUGAGCUUGAGCUCCUUACUGACUAUGACAUGUACAUGUCUAUUGAGCGAGGUAUCAGAGGAGGAAUAACAAAUUGUAUACACCGUCAUGCUGUAGCCAACAAUGCCUACACAGGAGCGCCUAUUGACCCCGAGAAGCCUACAUCAUAUCUCCUGUACACAGAUGCAAACAACCUGUACGGCUGGGCAAUGUGCCAACCACUUCCAUGCCAGAAAUUCCAGUGGAUGAAGAAAGAUGAGUUGGAGGGGGUGAGCAGAGGUAUAGAGGGUGUUGGAGAUGUUCAAAAGAUUGGCUACAUCUUGGAGGUGGACAUUGAGUACCCUUCUGAAUUGCAUGAUGAGCACAAUGACUUCCCAUUCCUGGCAGAGAACAAAAAAACUCUUAAAUCCAAUCAUGUACGACUCAUGACAGCUCUAAGCAAUCGCGAACAUUAUGUAUGUCACUACCGCACCCUAAAACAGGCAGUACAACAUGGAUUGAAAAUCACUAAAGUUCAUCGAGGUGUAAGGUUUGAGCAGGAGGACUUCCUAGCACCCUUCAUCAAUACAAAGCUAAGACAGCAGUCAGAGAAUAAGUUUGAAAAGAACUUUUUCAAACUCAUGAACAAUGCUGUGUUUGGUAAAACGAUGGAGAAUGUGCGAAAAAGAAUGAGCAUGGAGCUAGUGAUUGAUGAGAAGCGAUUGAAGAAACUGAUUGCUCGACCAGUGUACAAGGACCGCAUCAUCUUUGGUGAGAAUAUCUGUGCUGUUACGAUGCAUAAAGAGAAAGUGGAGCUCAAUAAGCCUAUCUAUAUAGGGUUAUCAGUGCUUGACAUCAGCAAAACCCUCAUGUAUGAAUUCCAUUAUAACAUCAUGAAGCCCAUCUACAAGGACUGUCUUCAACUCUUAUAUCAAGAUACUGAUAGCUUAUUCUACCUUGUCAAGACAGAGGACAUGUACAAAGAUAUCAUCAACAACCAGCAGCUUAAAGAUACCUUUGACACUUCAGAGUACCCUGCAGACCACCCAUGCUACUCGGAUGCAAACAAAAUGGUGCUUGGAAAGUUCAAAGACGAAUAUGCUGGCCGAGCGCCACUUGAGUAUGUAGGCCUAUGA